This is a messenger RNA of Cuscuta campestris, 2692 nucleotides long. Lineage: Eukaryota; Viridiplantae; Streptophyta; Magnoliopsida; Solanales; Convolvulaceae. The record is from the annotation of a GenBank genome assembly.
CGAAGAGCUCUUCUCCCCAUCACGAGUUUCUUCUUUCACUCUCAGCUCCUAUUUUCUGAAUCCACCUUCAAAUACCUGCCCAUGCACCCCAUAAGCUAGCUCUUCACAAUAACUAUGGAAUCCCACGCCAUAUUUCUCUUCUCCAUUCUUUUACUCUCCGGCUUUGUCCCCUGUGGCCAUGCCCAAGAACGGCAAACCUACAUUGUCCAGCUUCACCCCGACGGGCUAUCGAGAUCGGCGUUCGCCUCCCGGGUGGACUGGCACCUCUCUCUUCUCGACGGGGUCAUUUCUCUAGAAGAUGAUGCUCCGCCGCCUCUCCUGUAUUCCUACGCUUUGGCGAUGGAAGGUUUCUCUGCUCGGCUCUCAGGAGCCGAGCUCGAGAAACUUAAGAGUUCUUCACCUGACGUCGUGUCGGUGAGGCCUGACGCAAGGGUCGAACUCCAGACUACGUAUUCCUACAAGUUCUUGGGGUUGAGUGUCGGUGGAGGUGCCUGGUUGAAGUCCGAGUUCGGUCGUGGGACGAUAGUCGGGUUGCUCGACACCGGUGUUUGGCCGGAGAGCCCGAGUUUCUGUGACGGGGGAAUGCCCCCGGUCCCUCGGAAAUGGAAGGGGAUAUGCCAAGAAGGGCAAGGUUUCAAUGCAUCAAAUUGUAAUAAGAAACUUAUAGGAGCUAGGUUCUUUGAGAAAGGCCAUAGUGUGGCUUCGGAGACGUAUUCGUCACGUACAGUGGACGAAUACGUCUCUGCACGCGACUCUCACGGGCACGGAACGCACACGGCGUCUAUUGCCGGAGGGGCUCCGGUACCCAUGGCGAGCGUCUUCGAAAACGGGCUCGGAGAGGCCCGUGGGAUUGCCCCACGGGCCCACAUUGCAAUAUACAAAGUUUGUUGGUUCGGCGGAUGCUACAGCUCAGAUAUUCUCGCAGCAAUGGACGCCGCGAUAAGUGAUGGAGUAGACGUCCUCUCCCUCUCUCUAGGCGGCUUCCCGGUUCCCAUGUACGAAGAUGUCAUCGCCAUCGGAAGUUUCCGUGCCGUAGAGCACGGAAUUACGGUGGUGGCCGCGGCGGGGAAUUCUGGGCCACACCAGAGCUCGGUCUCUAACGUGGCUCCCUGGAUCACCACCGUCGGUGCCAGCACGAUGGAUCGGAGAUUCCCGGCAAUCGUCCAACUCGGGAACGGGAAGCUCCUGUACGGAGAGUCCGUGUUCCCGGGAAAGGAGAUUACGGGAUCUAGAAAAAGAUUCGAUCUUGUUUACGCAACGGGGGAGAAGACGGGGAGCUUGUUCUGCGCGAAAGGGUCUCUGGGGAAUGUGCAGGGGAAGAUGGUGGUAUGCGACAGAGGGAUCAAUGGGAGGGCGGAAAAGGGGGAGGUAGUUAAAGAAUCCGGCGGCGCGGCAAUGAUCUUAGCCAAUACGGCGGCGAGCAUGGAGGAAGAUUCCGUCGACGCACAUGUACUCCCGGCCACAUUGAUCGGCUUCAAAGAAUCCACCGCCCUGAAAACCUACAUCAACUCCACCGGAAAACCAACGGCGAGGAUCUUGUUCGGCGGAACGACGAUCGGGAAAUCAAGAGCGCCGGCGGUGGCCCAGUUCUCAUCCCGCGGGCCCAGCCUCGCCGACCCGUCAAUCCUCAAGCCCGAUGUAAUCGCCCCCGGGGUGAACAUCAUAGCGGCGUGGCCUCAGAACCUGGGGUCCAGCUCCCUCCCAGAAGAUUCUAGAAGGACGAACUUCUCCGUCAUGUCCGGCACAUCAAUGUCGUGUCCCCACGUCAGCGGGCUGGCGGCGCUCCUACGCGCAGCCCACCGGAACUGGUCCCCUGCCGCAAUAAAAUCAGCACUGAUCACAACCGCCGACUCAAUCGACCACCGGGGAAAACCAAUCACCGACGGGGAAGAAAAUCCGGCCUCCCCAGCCGGAGUUUUCGCCGCCGGGGCAGGACACGUGAACCCGGAAAGAGCAAUUGAACCGGGUCUCAUCUACGACAUCAAAACAGAAGACUACAUAACCCAUCUCUGCUCGACCCGGUUCACGGCGCCACAAAUCUUCGCCAUUACACAGAGAAACAUCACCUGUGGACACAAAAACAGGGCCAUCUCCGGCCUCAACUAUCCUUCAAUUUCCAUAGCAUUUGGGGCGGGAAAGAGGAGGAAGAUUGUUGUCACCCGGCGGGUGACGAAUGUGGGGCCUGGGAAAUCGGUUUAUUCGGUUAGAGUGGUGGCGCCGGACGGGGUUAGAGCGAGGGUGAAGCCGAGCCGGCUGGUUUUCCGGCAUGAAAAUGAGAGUGUGAGAUACAGAGUGUGGUUUGAGUGGAGCGGGGAAGGAGGAGGAAGGGGGAGGUUUGGGGAGGGGGAGUUGACGUGGGUGAACACCGGAAGUGGAGCCCACAAAGUCCGGAGUCCUAUUUCCGUUACAUGGUUGUGAAAUAAAUGGAGUAGCAAAGGUGUAAUAAAGCACUAAAUUAAAUGAUACUCCAAGAAAGAUGUUUUCAUGUUUAUUUUUCAUGUUUUUUAACAUAGUUGAAGAAAAGAUAGGAAAUUACGAAAUGGGUGGAGAAACUCAAAUAAUGUGGGUGAGGCUAGUGAAUGGAGUGAUAGUUGCCCUAUUUUAAAUAGAGUAUAGAAAAAAAUAAUGAGAAAUGUUUUUUUGAACAAAAAAAGAUAAUUGAAAAGACUCUUAAGAAAAGGAGAGAGUUAUU